Molecule: messenger RNA, 228 nt
Organism: Strongylus vulgaris
Lineage: Eukaryota; Metazoa; Nematoda; Chromadorea; Rhabditida; Strongylidae
Source: the annotation of a GenBank genome assembly
AUGUUGCAGCAUCGUACUGAAGAAAUCAACGUGGAUCUUGACACCGAUAAUGCGAUAUCUGUUGAUAUCUCCGAUGCGCUAUCGGAGAGAGAUAAGGUUAAAUACACUGUGCACACAAAGACUCGCCUUCCGGGUAUGCGCCCAGAAACCUCGGUAGUCCGUGAGCAUGAAGAGUUUCUUUGGCUUCAUAGCGUUCUAGAUGAGAACGAGAGCUAUGCAGGGUUCAUC